CGGCUGGGAUGGAUGACCAGUAAAACCCUAUAGAUCUUACCACAAAUGCGCAUGUAAAACCAAAAGGUAGUCAUUUCUAUAUUCAGAAAAACCCCGUGUAGCACCGUACAUAAACCCUCAUGUUUCAUCACCCAAGCCGUUGUUCAGGUUCUUGCCACUGUUCAUAUUAUCAUGGCUGUUGCUGCUUUCAAUUCAGUCUCCUUUGUGGGUCUCAAUAAAUCCGAAGCCCAUCUUCUCUUUGGUUCUGGUUUUGGGUUUCCUUCUACGAGGCUCUCUGUUUCCUUCAAAGCCUUCAAGCCCAUGGCGGCUGUCACCGCAGUUCCAGCAGUUGGGCUCUCUGAGACCUUCGACAAAUUGAGAAAACAGGGCCAAGUGGCCCUUAUCCCAUACAUCACUGCUGGUGAUCCUGACCUUUCAACUACAGCUGAAGCGUUGAAGGUGCUUGAUUCCUGCGGGUCAGACAUCAUUGAAUUGGGUCUACCAUACUCUGAUCCCUUAGCGGAUGGUCCAGUUAUCCAGGCUGCUGCCACACGCUCAUUGGCAAGGGGGACCAAUUUCAAUGCGGUCAUUUCAAUGUUGAAGGAGGUGGUACCUCAAUUAUCUUGCCCAGUUGCACUGUUUUCAUAUUACAACCCAAUACUUAAGCGUGGCAUUGGGAAGUUUAUGACCAUCAUAAAAGAUGUUGGAGUGCAUGGGCUUGUGGUUCCAGAUGUUCCGCUAGAGGAGACUGAAAUCUUGAGAAUGGAAUCCAUUAAGAAUAACAUCGAAUUGGUACUGCUCACAACACCUACUACUCCAACAGAUCGGAUGAAAGCAAUUGUUGCAGCUUCAGAAGGGUUUGUAUACCUAGUGAGUUCAGUUGGAGUGACUGGUGCCCGCGCCUCUGUCAGUUCACGAGUUCAGACUUUGCUACAAGAAAUCAAACAGGCAACAUCUAAGCCAGUGGCAGUUGGCUUUGGCAUAUCAAAACCCGAGCAUGUGAAACAGGUGGUGGCAUGGGGAGCUGAUGGUGUGAUAGUUGGUAGUGCCAUGGUGAAACUGCUGGGGGAAGCCAAAUCUCCCGAGGAAGGGUUGAAGGAACUAGAAACUUUCACCAAAUCCCUGAAGUCUGCGCUUCUUUGAGAAUAGUUAUGUGGGAUAUUAAAUCUUCACUUGACUGAGAAUUUUGUGGGAUCAAAUAAUGUUGUAUCUCUCAUUGUCAACAUCAACUUACAUGGGAUUGAAUACAAAAAUAUUUUUUGUUGUUA
Molecule: messenger RNA, 1247 nt
Organism: Vitis riparia (riverbank grape)
Lineage: Eukaryota; Viridiplantae; Streptophyta; Magnoliopsida; Vitales; Vitaceae
Product: tryptophan synthase alpha chain-like
Exons: 9
Coding region: 172-1122 (316 amino acids)
Biological process (GO): L-tryptophan biosynthetic process
Cellular component (GO): chloroplast; cytosol
Molecular function (GO): tryptophan synthase activity
Source: RefSeq, a predicted model, not a curated record